GCGCGAAGGUGCAAUUGCAACAUGCGGAUGGUGUAACAAGUCCACCCAAAUCACCACAUCCCAACAUGCGUAGCCGACACACUCGCGCUGCCAAACAUGUCGUCGACCAAAAAGAUUGCCGAAUUCCCUGACGUCGAGGCAAAGCUGCAAAAACCGGGCAAGCAAUCAGCAUUCGAAAAGCAAAAAGCCGAGGCCGAGGCGAAGCGUCGAAGAGAGGCCGCAGAGACCGCCGCCGUCUACGAGGAUUUUGUUAAAAGCUUUGCGCAUGACGACGAGGACGACUCCUCUCACGGACCCAGGCAUCCGCCGUCGAGAUUCGGUCAUGGCCCGCCCGAGAGACCACCGUUUGGAACCGGGUCCCCUUUCGGAGGAGGCGCUGGCAGGAGACACUUUGGCAUCCCCUCCGGCACUCCGCUGAAGAGCGGCCCGGGGAGUCUGGGACCAUCGCCGUCGUCGUUUGUGAAGAAGAGACCAUACGAAGGUUUUCAGCGAGAUACGGAUGAGGGCCGCGGGAGGCUGGGGUUCGACGACAGGGACAGGGAGAGGGACCUGGCCACAGUACCCGUCUCCAAGGCAUUCGAAGCGAGCGACGAUGAGGCAGAUGGUGGGACUGGUGACCGGGCGGAAGAGAAGGCGACAUCAAAGCCGACCCUACGCUUGGCAAACCUGCCGCCUGGUACAUCCCCUGCUGUCAUCAAGGCACUCAUGCCGGCGAAUCUAACGGUCGAGAACGUCAAAAUCGUGCCGCCUUCGGGCCCCGGCGGUACCGAACGCAAAUCGAUUGCUGCUAUUGUCACCUUGUCCAAGGAGACGCCGGCGACAGAGAUUGAUAAUGCCGUGAGCGCUUUGCAAAACCGCUACCCUCGGCUUCGGAAGGUUGAGGAGGGUCCAGUCAGGCCCGCUCACCAGCCGAUGGGCCACGGUCGGGCAUAUGCUCCACCGUCAUCAUAUGGCCCUCCUAUGGGCGGCCCGCUCAACAGAUCUGGAAUUCUUCAUGUUCCGGUCCGCGCUCCGCGAGACAUUAAACAGCUCCGCAUGAUCCACAAGGUCAUAGAGUCCGUCUUGGAACAUGGCCCAGAGUUUGAAGCGCUUUUAAUGUCCCGCCCGGACGUCCAACGAGAGGAGAAGUGGGCAUGGGUAUGGGAUGCCCGUAGCGAGGGCGGAAUCUGGUACCGCUGGCGGCUGUGGGAAAUUGUAACAGGCGCGCAGCCCGCGAAGGGCAAGCUCGAGUACAUUCCGCUGUUCGAGGAUAGCCAUGCGUGGAAAAAGCCUACACGGCGGCUAGCAUACGAAUACACGACAGACGUCGAUGAGUUCAUAUCCGAUUCCGACUACGACUCUUCAGAAGACGACGAGUUCGAGGAUGAGCAGCCUCGACAAGGCGACGGUGCGGAUCAAGAAGACACAUUCCUGAAUCCAAUAGAGAAGACGAAGCUUGCGCAUCUGCUCGGCCGGCUCCCGACGUCAUUAUCCAAAAUUCGGAAGGGGGAUAUCGCGAGAGUUGCAGCAUUUGCUAUCACCCACGCCAGCCGCGGCGCCGACGAGAUAGUCGACAUGAUCAUUUCCAAUAUUGAACACCCUUUCGCAUACACAUCGGCAAAUCCAGAUUACAAGCAAGGGGCGAAAGAACGGGAGGGUAGAGAAGACGACUCCGGCGACACCUCGCCAGCGCCAGAGGACAAAACCGUGUCUGACGCACCUGACCAGAGCGCAGCACGGCUUCUAGGACUCUACGUGAUCAGUGACAUACUGUCCUCUUCAUCCACUAGCGGGAUCCGCCAUGCCUGGCGCUAUCGGCAGUUGUUCGAGGCGGCACUCCGGAGCCGCAAGACAUUCGAGAUGCUGGGACUGAUGGCGGACAGGCUGAACUGGGGCCGCCUGCGUGCCGACAAAUGGAAGCGCAGCGUCGGGCUCGUCCUGAGCCUGUGGGAAGGCUGGUGCGUGUUCCCUGUCGAAACCCACGAGGCCUUUGUCAGCAGUUUCGAGAACCCGCCUGUCCUCAAAAAGGAGGCCGACGCGCUCGAAACGGAACGCAAAUCCGGCCGGUGGAAGACGGUCGAUGCCGUGCCCGCCGACGGGGGCAACGGCAGUGGCUUCCUGCCGGUGUCGACGAAACCGGUUGUUGACCAAGACGCAGUGGAUGAUUACGUUGAAACCAUCCUGUAUAUGGAGGACGGCGAUGAGGAGUUGGACCCUGUUCGCCUGCAAUACCUGGCAGAAUUGGACGAUGCGUUCUCUGACCUCGACCUCGACGGCGAGCCAGACGACGGCUUCGGGAUGGGGGCGGCGGGCGGUGAUGUGACGAUGAAGGAUUCGACGGAACCAGCGGAACCAAUCCCGGGCAGUCAGGAGGGCAAGCCCAUCGGCGGCUUCCAUAUGUCAGGCUCGAAGCCAGCCCCUGGAAGGAAGCGGAUGCGUGCCAUGGACAUGUUUGCCGAUUCCGACUCCGACGGGGCCUCAUAG
Molecule: messenger RNA, 2463 nt
Organism: Chaetomium fimeti
Lineage: Eukaryota; Fungi; Ascomycota; Sordariomycetes; Sordariales; Chaetomiaceae
Exons: 2
Coding region: 97-2463 (788 amino acids)
Biological process (GO): RNA processing
Cellular component (GO): nucleus
Molecular function (GO): RNA binding
Source: RefSeq, a predicted model, not a curated record